GUUUCUUCAGAGGCUCUGUUCAGCAGGACCAGUUGUGUGAGUGCUCCCUUUGGCACCACUUCGUCUUGAGCCCUGGGUGAGUUCCUUACACCUAUUUCUACGAAGGUUGGUUGGGAGCAGAGGAGAGGGGGCUGGCCAUGUCUGCCUCAGUGCAGAUCUCUGAGAGAGCUCUGAGCACAGGGACAGGUGUUUCCACAAAGGAAACGUGUGUUUGGUCUGUGUGUAAUAGUAAAAGGGAGGGAUGGACUGAGGAGCCCCCAGGUCUGGGUAGGUUAGCACAGAGACCUGAGGAGCUGAUGAGCAGAAAGCUUUCUGUCCCACACUGUGCUCUCUUGGCUCUAAUAAUGGCAAUAGCACCAAAGCAACAUGCAGUAAGACUGUAGAAUUUCCUUCCUUCUAGCUCCCUGAGCUGCUCAAUGUACCACUUAGACAUGCAGGCAUUCUGCUGGUGUUUGCAGAGCAAUGGGAGGCUUUGUCCAAAGCAUUGGUGGGGAUUAACCGCUGCAGAGAUCUGGAAAGUCUUGUCCUGAGCUCCAGAUGUCCUGGCUAACAGUCCCCUUGGUUUAACAUGUUAACAUCUGAGAGCAAGGCAGAGUGGCAUCUCCACAUGUGCAGAGCAGGCCUUUGUCUUUCUGGAAUCUGUGCUGCACAAAGAAAGGCUUGCGGUGAAGAAAGCAUGGCUCAGGCUGUGAAUAAAUCCUUUCAGAUUCCAGUUGCACAACCAAAGGAGUUGAGCAAAUUCCAAUUGUUUUGAACUGUAACAUGCCUUUGUUUUUUACCACACUUCAGAUUGACCAACCCCAUCUUAUACUGCCUUGAAAAUAACGGGUGAGAAGUUUUCAUCCUGGCUUGCAAGUAGCUGCAGCUGUGCUCGUUGCAGGUGUGGUGCUGUGGCUGCAGCAGUUGUGUGCUGCCUUCCCUGCUGCCUUUGCAUGUGUCCAACUCGUUUCUCAGGAGUGCUCUUCUUGAAGGACUUGGGUUUGCCUUUUUCUCCCGUUCCUCAGUGAUGACAGUUAGCAAAAUCCACUCCUGCUGGAAGGCAGGGAGCGCUACGGGGGACUUCUGCAGGCUGCCCCAGUCCAGCACCUCCCAGCCAGAAGGGAUGGCGUGGCUUCGUUCCUCCCCGUGGAGUUAAUCGGCGCUCGGAGCAGUGAGGACCCACAGCUUCUACAGCAGCCCCGAUUCAGCUGCGUGGCAGAAGGGCUGCGAUUGCUGCUGGGUGAGUAACGCUGCCGGGAGUGCGGAGGCAGCAGGGAAAAGCCGUGCACAGAUGCUGCAGUUCGCCCUGCUCUUUUUGCGCAGCGCUCACACCGUGCUGAUGCCAAGCUGGGAUUCUCUGGUGUCUCGUAGGGCUGUGCUGCUCCAUCCCUGCCCUGGUGGUGGGGUCGUGGGGGGGUCCCCAUCUUCACAACCCAAUUGGGGCUGAGGGCUCCUGCCCUGCUCAGGAGGGUGGGACGCUCGUGGUGUCCGUGCCUGCAGCACCCUGCUUGGGAACACACGUCCUCUCCCCAGACGGGUGUCCCCACCACUCCAUGCUCCUGGUGCCCCACUUCCAUCCCCGGUGAUGAGGAGGAGAAGGGGAUUCCCCUUUCGCUGCCCCCACAACCCUUCAGUUUUCUGCAUGCUGCUAACCAGGGCUGCAUUGCAUCCAUCUUGCUCAUCUUUGGAGACAUUUAUAGCCAGGCUGGAUGGGGAGGCAACCAACCCCCAGCAGAGGGGUUUUAACUGGGUGAUUUUCUUAAUAACCCCUCCCAACCUCAGCCACUUCGUGAUCCAUUUGUCCGUCUGUCUGUUCUCUCCAUCCUCUCCGGCCCUCCAACACAACCGUACAUCCAUCCCUCCUAUCCAUACAUCCCCCCCAUCCCUCCGUGCAUUCUACCUGUACUUCUACCCACCCAUCCUGCCUGCACACUCACCCCUUUAUCCCAUCCAUCCAUCCCUCCAUCUGCUCCUCAUGCAGAAUGUUUGCUGGAGAUGUUCAGGAAACACACAGAUGUUGUACUGCGGGAUGUGCUUUAGUGGGAAAUACUGGUGGUGGGUGGGCUGUUGGGUUGGAUAAUCUUGGGGGUCUUUUCCAACCUUGUUGAUUCUGUGAUCAUCCAUCAGUCUUCGGAACAGCCGAUGCUGGACCAUCUCACGUCCGGAGGGGAAGAGAAAGCUCCCUGCAAUGGGAGCACAGCCUGUGUCCUAAACGAAACGAGACCGUCCACGAUGGGAUCAGUGGGAACGGAGCGCUUCAAGGAGCUGAGCCCGAUGGGGACACCCGAAGGCAACGUGGUGAUGAGCUUCAGCUUCGACAGCUACCAGCUGGAGGAGGACGAGCUGCAGAGGGGCAGCCAGGCCAAGGGCGUGCUCACCUUCAUGGAGCCCGCUUCUGAAGACCCCGAGCCGCAGGACCGAUACCACGGGAUCUACCUUGCCAUGCUGCUGGCUGGCGUUGGAUUUCUCCUGCCGUACAACAGCUUCAUCACCGAUGUGGACUACCUGCACCACAAAUACCCAGGGACCUCCAUAGUCUUUGACAUGAGCCUCACCUACAUCCUGGUGGCCUUGGUGGCCGUCAUCCUCAACAACGCGCUGGUGGAGCUGCUGAGCCUGCACACCCGCAUCUCUGUGGGCUACCUCUUUGCUCUGGGCCCCCUCCUCUUCGUCAGCAUCUGCGACGUCUGGCUGGAGCUCUUCACCCGGCGGCAAGCCUAUGCCAUCAACCUGGUGGCUGUUGGGGUGGUGGCCUUUGGCUGCACAGUGCAGCAAUCCAGCUUCUAUGGCUACACGGGGCUGCUGCCCAAGCGCUACACGCAGGGAGUGAUGACGGGAGAGAGCACCGCAGGGGUCAUCAUCUCGCUCAGCCGCAUCUUCACCAAGCUGCUGCUGUCGGAUGAGAAGGAGAACACGGUCAUCUUCUUCUUCAUCUCCAUCGGCAUGGAGCUGACGUGCUUCAUCCUUCACCUCCUGGUGAAGCGCACUCGCUUCGUCCGUUACUACACCUCCUGCCCCCGCAAGGGCCACCCCGAGCGCCGCGGGGCCACCGACCACGGGAUGGGAUACCGCAUCCACCACGAUGUCACCGCCGAGGACAUCAGAUUUGAGGAUCAGCUGCAGGGACAGCUGGGAUCUCCCCGUGGCAGCCCGGGCCCUGAAGCUGAGCUGGCUGGCAGCGGUACCUACAUGCGCUUUGAUGUCCCCCGGCCCAAAAUCAAGAGGAGCUGGCCCAGCUUCAGAGCCAUGCUGCUCCACCGCUACGUCGUGUCGCGGCUCAUCUGGGCCUACAUGCUGUCCAUCGCCAUGACCUACUUCAUCACGCUGUGCCUCUUCCCCGGGCUGGAGUCGGAGAUCCACAACUGCACGCUGGGGGAAUGGCUCCCCAUCCUCAUCAUGGCCAUCUUCAACCUCUCCGACUUCGUCGGCAAGAUCCUGGCUGCCCUGCCUUAUGACUGGAGAGGAACACACCUCCUCGUCUACUCCUGCCUCCGCGUCGUCUUCAUCCCUCUCUUCAUCAUGUGCGUCUACCCCAACGGGCAGCCCACCUUCGGCCACCCCGCCUGGCCCUGUGUCUUCUCCCUCCUCAUGGGCAUCACCAACGGCUACUUCGGCAGCGUCCCCAUGAUCCUGGCUGCUGGCAAAGUGAGCCCCGAGCAGCGGGAGCUGGCAGGUAGGGCUGCACCACCCAGGGGCUGCCAUGCAGGGUGGCCAUGGAGGGUGACACCCUCUGUCCGUCUCCGCAGGGAACACCAUGACCGUGUCCUACAUGACGGGCUUGACGCUGGGCUCAGCCGUGGCUUAUUUUGCCUACAGCCUCACCAGUACGUCCCACAGUAGCUGUUUCUACACUGAAACCUCCAACGGCUCCUUCCUGGGGGGGUACUGAGCCCCGGGGCUGGGCAAGGGGGCCAGGAUGGGACCAGGCCCCGCUCCUGUCCCCGGUAGCCCUCACUGCCCCCCCAGGCGGCUCCUGGGCACUGUGCAGAGCCAAUCCUUGGGCUGAUGGCCCCCAGUGUUGUUGGUCCCAAUGUUCCUGGGGGACUCCUCCUGGGCAGUGGUGGAGGGAGGGAUCUUCUCCUGUUUGAGCCCUUUCCGAGGUGGGAAAUAUGGCAGAAUCCCAAAGGGAAUGGGGAUGGCACAGAGGAAGAGAGCAACAGACGGCUGCUGAGGAAGAGGAGGAGGGGAGGAAGGUGGCAGGGGGCUGUUAUUGAUGGUGCUGCAGCUUUCCACUGAGGACAGCCUGAAACCAUGACCCCAACCCUUCCCCAUACUCCAAUUGCUAUGAAAAAGCCCCAAACCACUUCUGCUGUCUGGAAAAGGAAAAAAAAAAUAAAACCCAGGUUUUUUUUGUUCUUCUUUUUGCCCCCUCCUCUUGUCCCCAGCUCUGUGCUGUGGCUCUGCCCCCAGGCUGCAGCGGGCUGGGAGGGAAUGCGAUGCCCUGGGUGCUGCCCGGGGCCACUGCUCAGCUUCAACUUCCAUCACGUAAAACAACCUGAAAACAGAUUAUAUGUCUUACUUGGCAAUGAUCCCUUCUCUAAGCCACACUGUUGGGCUGGGAACCCCAGCAGAUCCAUGGGAGAAUGGCUUUGGGGUAGAUGGGUGCCAGCCCAGCCAGGCAGUGGAGACACAGCAACACCAGUCCUCCCCUCUCCCAAAAAUGGGAGCCAUGGGCUGCAGGGCCCCCUACAGCCCCGCUGCCAGCCAGGCACUGCAGAAGGGUUCCCCCUCCCUUCCUUGCCAGCACUACCAGAUUUAGCAUUUCCUAAUCAAUAAACACUUUUUGGUUUUGCCUUUA
Gallus gallus (chicken) is the source of this 4777-nucleotide messenger RNA. RefSeq names its product solute carrier family 29 member 4 (gene SLC29A4). Gene Ontology annotation, molecular function: monoamine transmembrane transporter activity; nucleoside transmembrane transporter activity. The coding region runs from base 2122 to 3819 and encodes 565 amino acids. Lineage: Eukaryota; Metazoa; Chordata; Aves; Galliformes; Phasianidae. The record is from RefSeq and is a predicted model, not a curated record. The transcript is spliced from 13 exons. Gene Ontology annotation, cellular component: plasma membrane. Gene Ontology annotation, biological process: nucleoside transmembrane transport.